Messenger RNA from Colletotrichum graminicola M1.001, 1311 nucleotides. RefSeq lists its product as uncharacterized. The transcript has 3 exons. The record is from RefSeq and is a predicted model, not a curated record. Lineage: Eukaryota; Fungi; Ascomycota; Sordariomycetes; Glomerellales; Glomerellaceae. The coding region runs from base 1 to 1311 and encodes 436 amino acids.
AUGGUUUCUUUUGGGCGUGGCGUUGUAGCAUCGCUGUUCCUCGUUGUUGCAACGGUGCCCUCGGUACUCAGUGCCCCUUUCAAUCAAGCCGAUUUCGCCCAUCCCACCCUUCUUGCCCGCCAAGGCCGCGUCGCCGACAAGGUCGAGCAGCUUUGCAACCACGACCUCAGCGCAGAAAGCCAGGAUGAUGUCUGGUGGAAGACUGGCGUAGGCCUGACGCUCGACCUCUAUGUCAAGCGAGACUACAGCAACUGGGUCCAGAACCUCGACAAGUUUGUGUGGAAAAAGACCCAAUCCGAUGCCUGGGACUGCACCAGUGUUCCCGGGAAAUGCGGUCCGCCAGCCGACUGCCAUGAGUUUCGAGACAUAGCGGACAACGCUGACGAGUACUGGAUUUUCAAGGCCGUGACUGGCGCACAUAAGGUCAUCAACAAGCUGCACGAGGAGCUUCAAAGCCAAAGCGACUUUAGCGGCAGCGUCAAGGACCUCACCGAUGUCUAUGCCAAGGUGGCCGCUGUCUUGAACAUCGGGGCCGGGGCUGCGAGUGUGCUGCCAGGCCCUGGGCCCCUGGUCGGCGGUGCCCUCACGUCCGUUGCCGGCAUCUUUGGCCUGGCGGCAUUGGAUGCACCGGCUGAUCCGAAACCGUCGGCCAACGCCUACCUAGAGACGUACUUCAAACAGGCCCGGACUGCGCUCGAGGACCUGGCUCGCAACCUGUUUGGCACCGGCGACCAGAACAAGCUUCCCAACGUUCAGAAUUCUUACCAGUGGACUACGCCAGUGGCUCAGUUCUUUGGGGGUGGCAGGUUCCUGAUCGAAGACGUCGACAAGUACACCAGUGCAACUGUCAACACGUCGAAGAAACAUCUGCGGCAGGCCAUUGGUAUGUCAGUCCUUGGCUCCCACGGGUGGAAGCUUUUCAUCGAAACGGGUGUCAAGAGCCAGGGAGACUGCACAAAGGCUGGGGGCUCUCGCAUUUGGAAGGGUGGCGUCAAUGACUGCUGGGGGCUUCUCAAGUGGACGUCGGCGCCCCUCGGCGAUCUCUUCAGCAACAAGAAAAAGAUUCAGGUUGAGCAUCUGCCCGGCAACAUUGUGGAACAGAUGAUGAAAUAUGAGAUGGACCUUCCUCCAAUCUACGACAAUGCUAUUUCCUGCAAGCUGGCGCAGGGUGGCAGCGAACGUGCCAUCAAAGUCAAGGAUCUCAGCCCGAAUGGCGGUCGGCUUCCGGAGUGCCUCUUCAACAUUGAUGUCGCCAAAGGGGCAUUUACCACCUUCGAAUACAAGGCCCAAGAUCUCUGGGGCAAGUGGUGA